Messenger RNA from Saccostrea cuccullata (small rock oyster), 3860 nucleotides. Its product is annotated as CUB and sushi domain-containing protein 3-like. Bases 709 to 1752 code for a protein of 347 amino acids. The transcript has 6 exons. The record is from RefSeq and is a predicted model, not a curated record. NCBI's taxonomy places the organism in Eukaryota, Metazoa, Mollusca, Bivalvia, Ostreida, Ostreidae.
UUACCUAACUCCAUGCGUAAACCAAAACAGAAAAAUUACAGCCGAAUUCUAUCAACACAGCAGUUAUCUUUUCUAGUUAAAAAGUUGUGAAACACUUGAUAGCUUAUUAAGAAACACUCAAACUCUUGAGUGCACAAAGAGAGAUGUUUUUAGACAUUUCAGUGACCUUCAGGUGUGCUACAUUGAAAAAGUUCUAAAAUUGCAAUUAACUGGUUACAAGAGACCAAAAGCUUUGCUGGGCUGUUCCUGGAGCUGAUUCCUCUUCACUUGCUAUUGAUGUGGUAACUUUAAAAUAGAAGACAAUAAAUAUGAUCUCUGCCUGGGUAUGUACACUUACAACAUGGACUGACCACUACUGAUAGCCCUGACAGAUAUAACCUUUCUGCAGGUACUUACUUGGACCAGAGCCCACUGCACUUACUGACCAGAGCCUGGAACUGCAGGAAUUGACCAGAGACUUAUUGACAAACCUACUGUGCAUUUCAGCAAUAUUGUGAGUGAUUUUUGUAUCCUCUUUGGUGGCUCUUCAGGUGGUGACAGUGGUACCUGCACUUGCUGAAACCCCUCCUUUUGAUGUCCCCCUCUGAUCCUCCUACCAGUGGGCAGUUAGUCUGGCACAAGCCUCACAACCCCGGAACAUAAAAGAAUCUAAUGAUACACAGUACACAGUUUUGAGUGAAUUAGAGUCAGUCUAGAAUCUACAGAAAAAUGACUUCCAGUUUCAUCACCCCAAUUGUAAUUUUCAUCAUCACCUUACUAGAUUUUGUCACAGGUGAAAUCAGUUCAGCAAGUGCCUGUUUCUCCCGCUCCAACAAAAUCGACAUUCAGUGUUCCCCGCGCACGAUGCUGCGGAUACACAAGGUUUUCUUUGGGUACAACAGUGAGGGGCGGUGCUCCUUCACCCCCGGGGAUUGUAUCUACACGGAACAUGAGAACUACCCCUGCGUGGGCAAGGAGACCUGCAGCAUCAACCUCCCCAGUGGAGGGUUCGGCCGCAAAAUUCCGUCGUGUCAGCAAGAGAGUACCUACUUCCAAGUGGACUACGAAUGCAUACCAGCCUACAUGACCAGAAGUAUUUGUAAUGUUGAGGACCUUCGGGACCAAUCUGGGUAUUUAGCCAGCCCUGGUUACCCUAACAACUACCCCUCCAAUCUGGACUGCUCGGCCAGGAUCUACGUCAAACCCAACCAGAACAUCAGACUUUUUGUGAUUGACAUGGAUCUGGAAACCAAUGGCUCCGUACGAUGUAUGGACUACCUGUACGCCAGGGACAAGUCACGCAGCAUCACCUUGUGUGCCCGCCGAGCCAACGAACCCAUAUCUAUCAUGUGGGACGAGCUCUUCAUACAGCUUAUGUCAAACGGGAUUGAAAAUCACAAAGGAUUCUGGCUGUAUUACGAAGCUGAUCCGCCACUUCUGACGACCACCACCGCCCCGCUGGUUUUAAGAACCACGGCGGAAAUCUUGGAGGACGAAGCCCCGGCUCCCUUGACCAGGACCAAUACCGUCAGAAUGCAGACCCAGGAAAAUAAACUACCCUUUGUGGCCAUUAUCGGAGGUGUGAUUGGGACCCUGAGUUUUAUUUUGUUAGUCCUCCUAAUCCUUCUGGGGGUUAAAUGGUGGAAAGAAAGGCGAAGACGCAUGGACAAAAAUAGAUUCAUAGAGGUCCAAAACCCUGCCUACAGAAAUAGCACAGAAUUCCGCAAUAGUAAUGUGCCGAGUGACAAUUUCUAUAAUUACAUUGACUGCUGAGGGUGACAAUGAGAAGAGUUCACUAAUUCAUGACUAAACAAUCAAACUUCACUGUAAUUGAAUUCCCCUCUCAAGAUCCAGAAUCGGUCAUUCAAAGUCCAGUGACUAAAACCAAUGGAGAUCUGUGUCGGGCUAUUGCUGAAUUAACUGGCAUGAAAUUUUGCUGUGAGCUGAUGAAGCAAGAAAUUGGUGUUUGUUCAGCAAACAAUUAGUGACAAAGUUCUGUCCACAAGACUUCAGCUGUGACUAAGAUAUUCCAGUGGACAGGAUUCCAGAUUCACUUUGCCUUAUAGUGAUUGCAGAAAUAGACUGCAUUAUAACAUUUAUUUCUAAACACUGAUCUGUGAUAACAAGACAAUAAUGGCAUGCACACGUGGAGGAUUUAAUGGUGCAAUACAUCAGAUGUGUAUAUGAAAAACACAUAUUGUGCAAUAUAUUUUUAUUACAUAUUUAUAUCACACUGUACAUAUACAAAAAUCGACUCUCAGUUUUCAUAUAUUUUUUUCACACCAUAUACUCUAAGUUACAGCAUAUCAAAAAACUGCAUCAAAAAAAAAAAAUCUUCUCUGAAUGACAACAACCGCACACAAACAUUUUAUGAUUGGCAUCAACGAGUUAUACUGCUAGGUGGAAAAAGAGAUUUUUUCCAAUUCCCUGAUGACUCAACGCCAGGUUUAAAAAGUGGAAAAAGUGAUUGUUUUGAAUUUGACAUAGAAAUCAAUAUCAUCGCAUUGAUAAGACAUAAGGGCUCUUGUAGUCCGCGAUUAAACAUGGUUAUUGCGUGACAAAGCCACCAAAUUCUGGUGCCUUUACAUCAUUCGAUUAAUGAGCUUUUUUGCCUUAGGCCCUUUUGUUCAUUAGCGGCCCCUUAAUUCGAAGCCGAAUCACAAUAUACACAAAAAAUAACCCAAGUCAAUUAAAGCCUCUGGCACAUCACAAGAACUGAAUAAUUUACCCUUAAAUGUUUAACCAAUUGUACAAGAUAUUGAUGAAUCACUAAAUAUUUUGUUCCAUUUCAUCAAAGUUCACAUUCUUGCACAAUAAUUACACUGUGUUGUCAUAAAGCCGACCUAGUUGUGGCACUAUUUAUAGAAUUGAUGUUUUUGUUUGUAAAUAUUCCAAUGUGCACUAAUUUAUUAUUUAUUUUAUGUAAUUUCUACCCAGAGCAAGCUUCUUUAAAUGGGAUGAAACUUAGAAUAUGACAUAUUAUCAGAACCUGGGUAUUACCUCAGUGUAAGAGUUACCUCCCAUUGUAAGGUGCUUGCUAAGUGGCUGUGCUGUGAUAUGCCAUAUUAUCUGUAUGUAAAUUAUUUCUAGUCAAAACCAUGUACUUUGCUGGCCUUGAUAAUAUUAUGUUAUGUACAAACCUUCUCCCAUUUAUGAUAGAUCUACUUUCUACUUAAUUUCACUCAAAUCUAUUCUUGAUUACAAAUUUCUGUUUUACCCCCUGCACAAUUUUUCAUUUUUGAAUCAAUUUUUACAUGUUUUUAAAAAAAAAUAUCACGCUAAUUAACAAACGAUCUCAAAAUUAUCAGUAUUAAUCUUUUUUACCAAAAGUUAAUUCAUCAUUUAAAUUUCUUAGUAUGUUCCAUGGUUAGUACUCAUGACCAUAAUUUGAUUUUUAAUUCAGACAUUUUUAAAUCAUGUUUAACUAUUCCAUCCAUCACGGACUGAGAAAUCCACAUCUCAUUUUAACACAUAACUAAUUAAGCUUUAUGUAGCUUAAUUAUUUGUUAAUAGUCUGAGGUUGGUAGAUGCACUACUCUAUGACACAAAACAUUUACUACUAAAUCACAUUGUAUAUUUCUAAUUUACGCACAAUCGUUUUGUAGUUGUACGUAGGAAUUUGUUCCCACUGGUAGACACGGAUAUGAAAUCCACAUUCAUUCCACAAUGUGUUUGUUGUGAGAAUUUGUUUGUUGUAUAACAUAUGAUUCCUGUGUUGAUCUAUUGGGAUAAAUGCAAUUUCUCUGUUUUUUUCCAUCAUUAAUUCUCUUUUUAUUUCAUGCAUAACUUGUUGGUAAAAAUUCAAAUUGCUGGCAAUUUUUAAAAAACGAAUGUGAGAAAUGUAUAUCAUUUGGAUGAAAAUGAAAAUAAAUAUGAAAAAU